Molecule: messenger RNA, 3366 nt
Organism: Anthonomus grandis grandis
Lineage: Eukaryota; Metazoa; Arthropoda; Insecta; Coleoptera; Curculionidae
Product: 2',5'-phosphodiesterase 12-like
Exons: 8
Coding region: 119-2923 (934 amino acids)
Biological process (GO): nuclear-transcribed mRNA catabolic process, deadenylation-dependent decay
Cellular component (GO): mitochondrion
Molecular function (GO): 3'-5'-RNA exonuclease activity; zinc ion binding
Source: RefSeq, a predicted model, not a curated record
ACAGGACCCAAGUCAUCUAUGUACAAUUUUCUUAAUGGCCGUCCAUAGGGUACGCGUUCCUGUCUGAAAACAAUUUCUGAUUUGUCGAGUUUGAAAUUUCAAAAAGUGUCCAGCGAAAAUGUACAAUAGCGACGCUCUAGCAGUGAUGGAAUGCGAAAACGUUUACAUUCCAGAACAAAUAGCGAGAAACUUCAAGUGUAGCGUUUGCCAGAAGUACCUUUUCGUACCUCCGGUGACUACGAACGAUGGGACGACGUUCAGAUGUGGCCGCUGCAGUUUUAUCCCCACAGACAUGAACACGCCAGUGUUUGGAUUUGAAAAGCUCGCCUCAUAUCUUGCUUAUCCAUGCACCUUCCAGGGUUGCUCCAAGGUACUUCCAUGGGAUGAAAUAAGUGCCCACGAACAAAUUUGCAGGUUUAGGAUUAUCAGCUGUCCUUGUUAUAGUUGCGAUGAGUCUUACCCUAUAAACAAACUUAUGGUGCACUUUGACGAGAAACACAAGAAGUACAUGUGCAUGACCCAGUGUCAUAUACAAAACAGGAACAUUAAACUGCCUAACAGGUGUCUGAUGAGGCUGUUGAUAAGCCAUGGACAGCCCUUUUUGAUGUUCAACUAUAGGGACGAUGUGCAUUUUUGGGUUAGUGUCUAUUGCAUCGGACCACUUAAUAAAAGAUUUAAUUUUGAUAUAACUUUUACAUCUUUGAAUGGCAAAUACUCUGUAGGGAUUAACAAUGAGGCCAUAGUGCCAUUCAAUGAGUCUGAGCACUGUAUAAACUGUCUGGACAAAGAGUGUCGGUUGAAAUUCCACAAAUACUCGCAAAUUUAUCAAGGUAACGAAAGGAUAUUUGAUAAAAUGACUGCCAAAAUUAAAGUGGAUAAUGUGGUGAAAGCAGUAGGAUCAGACUCGGUAAAUUACACAGUAAAAAUAGUGGAAAAGGUCCAAGAAGAUCCUUGCAUGGAACAAGAGUCAAAACGAGACUUACAGUUGCUGAUAUUCAUGACAAACUUGGAGUGUCAGGUGUGUAAAGGUCUAAUGUCGGCUCCAAUUUAUAAUUGUAAAAUAGGACACACAAUUUGUAAGGAGUGCAGGUGGAAAGUGAUGAAGUGUCCGCAGUGUCAGAAGAACUAUAGUGAUUCCAGAUGUUUUGCCUUGGAAGAUAUUGCUGAUAAAAUUAAACUCGAGUGUAAGAAUAAAAAUAUGGGGUGCAAGUUUGUCGGAAAUGUCGAUCAGAGUAUUGAACAUGAUAAGAUUAGAUUUAAGAAAAUGACAGAUCAAACAAUCAUUGCCUUCAUUAGAGAAUAUGAAUCUGAAGCCUGUGAUAUUCGAGUAACUUUAACCUUAACUUCCACCAAUGGCCAGCAAAUAACCAAAGAGAUUAAAGGUUAUGCCAAACUAUCCAACACCUUAUCAGACAUGAAAAAAAGCAUUAAGCAAAACAUUGUCGAAUCAUUUGCCGCCGAUAAAGAAAAUUCUUGUACAGUGAAUUUACCUAAAGAAGUUACCGUUGAAUUCCUGAGAGGUACUAAUACUGCAAGAGAAAGUAUAUUGAUUAGAUCCUUUAAUAAUUUGAAUGAAGAAAAGUCCUUAAAGAUCUUGGACCAAACCUUCACCAUUAUCCUCAAUGCUCCUCUAGUUAAAGGACUCAAAUUGCCUGAAACUAUCACUGCCAAAUACCCGGUGGAGCCAUCAAUCUUCAAAGGCUAUAAAGUUUACAGGCCGGCAUCGAAAUUUUUAUGGUACAAAUCGCAAGACAAACAAACCUGGCAUAAAGUGGGCGAAGGAUUUUCGUAUGAUGUGAAGGAGAGCGAUGUGGGGCACCUUUUGAAGCUCUGUUGUGUUCCAUAUAGCAAAUUUAAGGUUAAGGGACCUGUUAUUGAGGCGGAAUCCAGCAAUCCCGUGGAAUUUCUACCAGAGUUGCCUCGGUGUCCUUUUGAGGCAAGGCACAACCUGACAAAGGACGUACUUAGUAAACAAAUGUUUAGGAUGGUUUCUUAUAAUAUUUUGGCCGACCGGUAUAUCGAUAAUGAGAGUUUUAGGUAUUGUCCACGUUCUGCGCAAGGAAUACAUUACCGAAAACAACUUAUAAUUAAAGAACUUGCAGGUUAUAACGCCGAUAUUAUAUGCCUCCAAGAAGCAGACGAACCCCAUUACGAAUCAUAUUACCACACCCAAUUAAAAGACUUAGGUUACCGGUCAUAUUUUAACAGAAAAGGCAAUUGUAUCCCCGAGGGUCUAGUAUGUGCCUUCAAAUCGAAGCGAUUUAGGCUUCUGGAGCAUAAACAUUUGGUGCUAAAAUCCACAGUUGAUCGAAAACAGUUUCAGAAAGUUCUGGAACUGCUGGAGCUAAAUAGCACCGUCAAACAGGAUUUUCUCAAGCAAAACACUUCGGUACAAACGGUCGUUUUAGAGGACACACACAGUGGGAAACUUUUAAUAGUGGGAAACACACAUUUGUACUAUCAUCCGGACAUGGACCACAUAAGGCUGUUACAGGCUUUUAUGGCCACGAUGCAUUUGCUUAAUUUGAAAUUUAAAAUUGAAAAGGAGUACAGAGGCAAGGAAGUAAUAGUGAUUUUAGGUGGUGACUUUAACAGUGAUUUUUCAAAGUCUCUUUAUGGAUUCAUGAUACGGGGAACCAUCGAUCCGAAGCACUCUGAUUGCUUAACCAUUUCUCCCCACGGUGACGCCACAAUUUUCCAUAAGUUUUUGUUUACGAGCGCCUGUGGCACCCCCAAAUACACCAACUAUACCGAAGAGUACAAGGGCUGUUUGGACUAUAUUUUUAUUGAGAAAUUAAAAUUGACUGUAUCUAGGGUCAUUCAUGUGCCUACGGAAGAGGAGUUGGAACAGUACGUGGGGCUGCCCAAUGAGGUUUAUCCUUCGGAUCAUUUGGCUUUGGUGGUCGAUUUGAAGUAUAUUUAAGGUUCAGACAUUGUGAUUUAGAGUUUAAUGUUGUUUAGACAUAGGGUUCCUUGUUAAUAUGGACAGUUCCAGUAUAGUUGGUCUUAGCAGUGUUGGCAGGGCUGAGGAAAUUUCACCAGAUAUUAUUAUUUUUUCUGAUAGUUAUCUAAUUUAAGAAAUCGGCCCUCUACAGACUCCUUAAGUCUAUAUUCUAAGAAACUAAUAGAAUUUUUGAUAAUAACUGUUAACAUAGAGUUGGGAAAGGCCUGUGAACUUUUUUGUCUAAAAUUGGAAAAAUUAAUUUUUGUUCACCUGGCAGCACUGUGGACUAGGACCAUAAAUAAGGACCAUACAUACAUAAAUAAAGCUCUAUUUAAAGUUGACUAAUGUCCUUCUCAAGGCAGAGAAUUUUAUCUGUUGUUAAAUUUUUGUAUGUUGGUUGAUUAAUAUAUUUUUGUAAAUGA